Bradysia coprophila is the source of this 1727-nucleotide messenger RNA. Its product is annotated as esterase FE4-like. The record is from RefSeq and is a predicted model, not a curated record. NCBI's taxonomy places the organism in Eukaryota, Metazoa, Arthropoda, Insecta, Diptera, Sciaridae.
ACGAACACUAUGGGUUAUCAGCGCGUGGCUCUAUUUGUUUUUGUUAUAUUUACAAUCGUUGAAUUCACAAUUUGUGCAAUUGUAACCACGCCUGAUGGGAGAAUCGAAGGCACAACAAUGCAAUCAAGACGAAACGUGACCUUCCACGCAUUUCUUAGUAUUCCAUUUGCGAAACCACCGGUUGGAGCACUUAGAUUUAAGGAUCCGUUGCCGAACGAUCCAUGGACUGGAAUUCUUAAUGGGACUAAGUACGGGCUCGCAUGCUCUCAACCUGCAGGGUUGGUAGCGGCAAGAAACAUAGGAGAAGACUGCCUUCAUUUAAAUGUUUUCACUGAGAAUUUGCCGGAUAGCGGAAGUGGUCUAAAACCUGUAAUUGUGUACAUUCAUGGAGGUGGUUUCGAAAUGGGCAGUGCAAUUAUUUCUAGUCCAAUUGUAAUGAUGGAUCGUGAUCUUGUUUUCGUAACAAUCAAUUACCGAAUGGGUGCUUUCGGAUUCCUUGCAACGGGUUCAGCAGAAGCACCCGGAAAUGCCGGUUUGAAAGAUCAAUUGAGAGCAGUAGAGUGGAUCAAAAGAAACAUCGUUGCUUUCGGUGGCGACAGUGACAAAAUUACCAUUUGGGGAAUGAGUGCUGGAGCAUUCUCGGUAACAGCGAUGAUGGCAUCGCCACUUUCAACUGGUCUUUUUCAUCGAGUUAUCGGGAUGAGUGGGUCAAUUGUGUCUCACAGAAAUUUAACGAGUGACUUAAUGGACACAGUACGAAUUUUUGCUACAAACCUGAACUGUGAAAAUGAUAGUCGGGAUGCAAUAGUACAGUGCUUGAGAAAUAAAACUGAAGACGAAAUUUUAUCGGUGCAAAUGAGUUUAGCGAAUGGUCCAUGUCCUGAUUUGAAUUUUUGGCCCGUAGUCGAACCGGAUUUCGGACAAAAAAGAUUUCUUGAAGAUCAGCCGACGCAUCUCUUCAAAAUUGGAAAUUUUACAAAAGUACCAACUCUAAUUGGAAUCAUAAGUGAAGAAUUCGCCCAAGAAGUUCCAGGUAUUUUGGCCAACUCGUCGUUUAUGACUGAAUUGAAUGAGAGAUUUAGCGACAUAGCACCCCGUUGCUUUGUAUAUGAAGAGGGAACCAACACAUCAAAAGCACUUAGCAAACAGUUCCGAGAAUCAUACUUUCCAUACGAUGUCAUCGAUGCGCGAUCAUUCGAUGAUUUAAGUCACCUUUUCUCAGACAGCACCAUUGGCUAUCCCACUCACCUGUUCGUCAAUUUGGCAUCGGCAUUUAUCGACGUUUAUUACUAUAAAUUCUCCUACGUGGGAAGUUUCAGUUUAUUCAUUUUUCCGAGGAAUCUGCCUUUCUCGGUUGCUCAUGGCGACGACAUUCAUUAUUUGGUUCCGUGGAAUUUCUUUCCGGUGAUAGGCGUAGAGAGUCCUGAUAACUUUGUGGUGGAACGGCUCUUAAGUAUUUACGAGAAUUUCGCUAAGAAUGGUAAUCCCAAUAACGUCACUGAUGAACAUUUGGCCACAAUGAAUUGGCCGGUGUUUGAGGAAAAUGAUGCAUUUUACUUGGAUAUUGGAAGGCAUUUGGUUGAAAAGCAUGGAUUGUAUCUAAAUCGUUAUGCACGUUGGAAUAUAACUCGGAACGGCGAAUAAACAAACGAUUCGUUUACAAAGCAAUGUAUUGUAGAAAGUGGAUUUAGAAUUAGGAAAAUGAAUUAAACAUUACAAGCAUUGAU